Molecule: messenger RNA, 336 nt
Organism: Linum tenue
Lineage: Eukaryota; Viridiplantae; Streptophyta; Magnoliopsida; Malpighiales; Linaceae
Source: the annotation of a GenBank genome assembly
AUGGGUCUCUGUAUUUCCUCACACCCCAAAAGAUCCGACCAGUUUCCGGCGACGGUGAAGGUGGUCAGCGCCCACGGCAAGCUGCAGGAGUUCACGCACCCGAUCCGCGCCGGGAGAGUGGCGUCUCUGUCGCCGGCGGCGGCGGGGGGAUGUUUCGUCUGCAGCUCGGAGUCGAUGUCGAUUGGAAAAUUGGUUCCGCGGUUGGGAGACGAGGAAGAGCUGCAGCUUGGGCAGCUUUACUUCCUGUUGCCGGCCUACUUCGCUCGCAACCCGCUGUCCAUUUCCGAUCUGUGCGGUCUCGCCGUGAAGGCAAGCGCCGCUUGGAAAAUUGCCUGA